AUGUGCCACUCACUCGACCUUCACACCUUUCAAGCCAACAAGCAACCUGGUUCACUUCGGGCUAAUGCGACAACACCUUCAACCACCAAGGGCUACAUCAUCACCCUCAGCUCUCCUGCUUCACAUGCAGAUGUCCCCGCUAAGAUAGGCCGCUCUAGACGGUGGGAAAAUUAUUUCUGCAUCUCCAAUCUGCCAGCCAUGGCGCGUCUCUCACCUACUUCCGCCGAGUUACCCCGGCAAAUUCUCCCAGUUCGAGAUCACCCCGUCCAUCUUACCCCAGGGCCCAGGGCCAUCAAUAGCGUCUCCCCGCAUCUCCCCGCAUUCUUCUCCAAUGAUUUACCCCAGGCCGCCGUGGCAGCUCAAGAACCUACAGCCCAGGUCCUCAAUGGCACUUACCAAGGCCGUCAUUUGUCUGAGUGGGACCAAGACGCCUUUCUCGGUGUCCCUUUUGCGCAGCCUCCGGUUGGCCAGUUGCGGUACAAGUGGCCACAAAGCCUCAACACUUCUUUCGAAGGCACGAGAGAUGCCACAGAACAGGGCUACAGCUGUAUGCAGUUCAGAGGGACCUUCAACAUGUCCGAGGACUGCUUGACCCUCAAUGUUGUCCGUCCAGCUGGAAAGCCUGAGAAGCCGCUCCCGGUUCUCGUAUGGAUCUUUGGUGGUGGCCUAUACACUGGGUCAAUUGCCGAUCCUCAAUAUAACCUGUCGGGCAUUGUCAAAGUCAGUCAGGACAUGGGCCAGCCCAUUAUUAGCGUAGCCAUGAACUACCGUCUCAACAUGUACGGCUUCCUACAGACACCUCAAAUCCUCGCCGAAGGAUCCAGUAACGCGGGUCUGCUGGAUCAAAGGUUGGCGCUCCGGUGGAUCCAGGAGAACAUCGCGGCCUUUGGUGGAGACCCGGACCGGGUGACGAUCUGGGGCGAGAGUGCCGGGGCCCAGAGCAUCGCCUACCACAUGUUUAGCUACGAUGGCCGGGACGACGGCCUCUACCGCGCCGCAAUCCUCGAGAGCGGCGGGCCGACGGGGGCCCAGGUACAGGACCUUGCCUACUACAACGCUCCCGUCGAGAAUCUGACGCGCAGUGUCGGCUGUUGGACCGCCAAAGACCAGUUGGCUUGCCUUCGCGGCCUAAGCCAGACGCAACUCUUUGCAGGAAACCCCAGUCAAGUGUGGAACCCGAUGAUUGAUGGCGACUUCCUGACGGGCUACCCGAGUCAACUGAUCCGCGAGGGCAAGUUUGUCAAGGUGCCUCUUUUGACGGGCGCCAACAGCGACGAGGGAAUCAACUUCAACCCCAACAGCCCCAAGCCAAAUACCGAGACUGACCUGUUCAACGGCUUCACUUGGUGGCGCUCUUACGCCCUCUCCCCACCGACGAUCAGAAAGCUCUUUGAGCUGUAUCCCAACGACCCCUGCACCCAACCGCCGCUCUCCAUCACGAACUGUUCCGUGUACCCGGAUUAUGGCCUGCAGUGGCGGCGGGGUGCCUCCAUCGGCGGCGACUUAGUCAUGAUCUCGGGCCGCCGGAAGAUGUGUGAGCUCUACGCCGUCUCUCAGCCCGUGUACAGCUACCGCUUCGACCAGCUGCUUUGGAACCGCAAGCAGAUUGAGGGUGUGCGACACUUUGACAACGUCGCGUACAGCUUCCAGAACAUUUCUGGCCUGCUCGGGCCGUCGCCGCAGUAUGACAGCCACGUGCGCUUCGCCCGCGCCAUCGGGGAGGCCUAUGUGCGCUUCGUUUACGACACGGAUCCAAACCCGAAGGUUGGCAGUAAUGGGACUUUCACGAAUGGCACGUCGCUGUUGCCGUAUUGGCCCAAGUAUGACUUGAGUGCCCCCAAGAACUUGGUGCUAAACGCAUCCAAGAGCUAUGUGGAGGAUGAUACCUGGAGGAAGGAGGGCAUCGACUUCAUCAACACCUACGAGGUUGCAAGGGAACUUCUUGCAUGA
This is a messenger RNA of Colletotrichum paranaense, 1950 nucleotides long. Its product is annotated as carboxylesterase. The coding region runs from base 1 to 1950 and encodes 649 amino acids. The record is from RefSeq and is a predicted model, not a curated record. Lineage: Eukaryota; Fungi; Ascomycota; Sordariomycetes; Glomerellales; Glomerellaceae. The transcript has 4 exons.